AUGACGGAAACUUCAGUUCCAGUGAGCUGCCCUGGAACAGAGUCGGAACAGGCCGGCAGAGCCGCGGCUUGCUAUGGCUGCCCAAACCAAACGGCUUGUGCCGCUGGGAAGAACACAACUGUGGACCCAGAUCGCGUGGCUAUAGCGAACCGACUGGCUGGUGUUCAGAGAGUCCUCUUUGUCGUAGCGAACAAAGGGGGUUGCGGUAAGUCUUCUGUUGCUGCGCAGCUAGCGUUUGCUUUUGCUUCCGGCGUUGCCUGUGAAGCGGUUGACAGGGAGCUUGAAGUUGGACUUCUCGAUGCUGAUGUGACGGGACCGUCGAUUCCGCACUUACUUUCUAUCGCAGAGGAAGAAGUGCACCAAUCGGCCACUGGCUGGCAGCCUGUGUACGUCCGGGGCAAUCUAGCUGCCAUGUCAAUUGGUUUUAUGCUUCCGUCAAAGGAUGACGCGGUUGCUUGGCGAGGAGCGCGGAAAACGGGUCUUUUAAAACAGUUCCUGAGAGAUGUCGACUGGGGCGAUUAUCUCGACUGGCUCAUUAUCGAUAUGCCGCCGGGGACAUCGGACGAGCACAUUACGCUAACGCAAGCCUUAGCAGGGAUUGCGAACACUGCAGCGCUCAUUGUUGCUACUCCUCAAGAGGUCGCCCUCUUGGAUGUACGUAAGCAGGUACGCUUUUGCGAGCGUGCCGGCGUUCCCAUUGUGGGUAUCGUCGAGAAUAUGUCGUACUAUACGUGCCGCCAUUGCGGUCAUCAGGAGGAAAUUUUUACGCCAACAACUGGUGGAGUGCAAGCCCUUUGCAACGACAGUGGCGUUCGCUUCCUAGGUAGGAUUCCUUUGGAUCCGGCACUGAUGCGAGCCUCUGACCUCGGGGAGGCGAUCCUAAAUUACGAUUGUCCCGCCCGCGAUGCAAUUUUCGAGCUUGCCCGACACAUUGGAAAAGCUUUCUCUCCAAAGACGAUAGCAAGCCUCGAAGUGGAGAGCUCAUGA
Messenger RNA from Cyanidioschyzon merolae strain 10D, 987 nucleotides. Its product is annotated as probable nucleotide binding protein. NCBI's taxonomy places the organism in Eukaryota, Rhodophyta, Bangiophyceae, Cyanidiales, Cyanidiaceae. Gene Ontology annotation, biological process: iron-sulfur cluster assembly. The transcript has a single exon. Gene Ontology annotation, molecular function: ATP binding; ATP-dependent FeS chaperone activity; iron-sulfur cluster binding. The record is from RefSeq and is a predicted model, not a curated record. Bases 1 to 987 code for a protein of 328 amino acids. Gene Ontology annotation, cellular component: cytosol.